Messenger RNA from Chondrus crispus (carragheen), 441 nucleotides. RefSeq lists its product as hypothetical. Bases 1 to 441 code for a protein of 146 amino acids. The transcript has a single exon. The record is from RefSeq and is a predicted model, not a curated record. Lineage: Eukaryota; Rhodophyta; Florideophyceae; Gigartinales; Gigartinaceae.
AUGUCCCCCGAGGUUUCCGUCUUGCCUUCGCAUACGCCUGCUCGUUUACAGCGAAUCCUUCAAGCCAACGCGCUUCUCCUCGCCUUGCAUGCGUUCGCGCUCAUGGCCGUCGCACCUUCACUCGCAAGCCUUCUUAACCUUCCAUCCCCAACAAUCGUUCGCAUCAUCGGUUUCGUCCUUGCUCUAGCAGCUGCCUUACUCUUCAGUCUAGCAUUGAGGCAACCGUUUUCCACCCGCACUGCCGCACUCGUCGCCGUUGCGGAUGCACUAGCCGCUAUUGUUGUCGCGCUCUUUGCCGCAAGAAAUAGCCUCUUGCACACUUUGGAAGGGAUAAGCACCGCCGUUGUUGGUGUCGCCUACGCAUGCUUCGCCAUCACAUUGGCCAUUGUCGUGACAAAGUCUCAUCGUGGCUAUCAACAACCAGAGGUGAUCGCCGUGUAA